GUAAGAUAAUGAGUACACCACGGUCACAUUGACCUGUCGAUACCGAACAGAAACAUACAUGUAAAAAACAGACCACAUGUAUUCAAAGAAGUUUGAACGGUUCAUCUUCGGGGUUUGUACCCGCUGUUUAACAAGCGCGGUGAAUGGCACUACAACUUCAGCUCGGACUGCAGUCAGCUGGACUUCAGUACGUAAACAUCACAAGCAGUUUCUUGAGCGUCGCUCUCAAAAUGGUUUCGCGGUUGUGAGGAUUCGCCACGCCUCCAAGACCACUGUGGACCCAAAUGAGGUGAAGAGGUUCCAGCUUCUCGCCACCAAGUGGUGGAACGAGCAGGGAGACUUCGCAGCCCUCCACUCAAUGAACGACCUCAGGGUGCCUUUCAUACGGGAUAAUCUGUUGAACGCACAUGGCGGGCGGCAGCCGGGGAAACCCCUGGCAGGGCUCAGAAUACUGGAUGUAGGCUGUGGCGGGGGGCUGCUCACUGAGCCCUUGGGUAGACUGGGGGCAGAUGUGCUAGGCAUUGACCCGGUGGCAGACAGUAUUGGGACAGCGGAGGUACAUGCCUGGCAUGAUCCAGACCUGCGUGGCAAUGUGCGCUACCGUGCCAUCACUCUGGAGGAGCUCUCUGAGAAGGGGGGGAAGGGAGCGGGUCAGUUUGAUGCGGUGGUGGCCUCUGAGGUGGUGGAACAUCUGGCUGACCUGGAAACCUUCACACUCUGCUGCAACCAGGUGCUCAAGCCAGGAGGCUCUCUCUUCAUCACCACCAUCAACAAGACCCAGCUGUCGUACGCCCUGGCCAUCGUGGCAGCAGAGGAGAUGCUACGCAUCGUGCCCAGCGGAACCCAUGACUGGGAUAAGUUUGUCAGCCCCGUGGAGCUGGAGCGCCUGCUGGAGUCCAAUGGUUUCCAUGUGGAGUCUAUCCGAGGGAUGCUGUAUAACCCUCUGUCACGGGCCUGGAGCUGGACAGAGAGCACCAGCAUCAACUACGCUCUGCACGCGGUCAAACUCGAGGAGGAACCGAACCCCGACGAGGACGACCCCGAAGACCCCACCGUGAUAGUUGCCCAAGCUAAGGCCAGACGCUGGUACAACUGACUUGACCAUGGAAGAGAGAGUGGUCAUACGUGGUCAGCUGCAGCACAGAUCUUCUGAUCUCUGAAAGGAAAGGCAAUGGACCUAAAAAAAAACAAAGCUAUUGAAAGUUAUAGUUCAGUGCUUGAUACAAGUACAUGUUUUCUUUCAGCCAGGCCAUGAUUGAUUGUUCUGUGAGUUCAAGCAUAAUGAGUCCCUCUGAAUUGUGUGAACUGUUUAAGCUUUCGAGGCUUGUCAUUACAAUGCCAUCUGUUAUGGUAGAAGUGUUCAUCACCAUGGUUGACAUCUCAGGUCUCUGAUUUACUAUUGAGCAAGAUGUUUUCUUCAAGUCGAGUCACAAUGUCUGUUCAUCAAAAUCCAUCGUGUGGAUAUUGUUUGUCUUGACAUGCUUAUUAAUAAUAUCCUCCAUUAGGAAAUGAAAUAGUUUCCUUUAAGAUUCUCUGAUCUGAUGAUUAUUCCUCUAUUGUCAUUUCAACAUUGUGAAAAUAUAGUCCAAAUCAGUGA
This is a messenger RNA of Oncorhynchus masou masou (cherry salmon), 1597 nucleotides long. RefSeq names its product coenzyme Q3 methyltransferase (gene coq3). Bases 77 to 1096 code for a protein of 339 amino acids. Gene Ontology annotation, cellular component: mitochondrion. The transcript is spliced from 6 exons. Lineage: Eukaryota; Metazoa; Chordata; Actinopteri; Salmoniformes; Salmonidae. Gene Ontology annotation, molecular function: 2-methoxy-6-polyprenyl-1,4-benzoquinol methyltransferase activity. The record is from RefSeq and is a predicted model, not a curated record. Gene Ontology annotation, biological process: ubiquinone biosynthetic process.